GGAUCUGACGAGCUUUUCACUGCUUGUGUUACUAACGGACCCUUUAUCAUGAGCGGCAACGCUUCCUCUGCAGCUAAUGGAAACGACAGCAAAAAAUUCAAAGGUGAUAGUAGAAGUGCUGGGGUCCCAUCUCGAGUAAUCCACGUCCGUAAACUCCCCAGUGACGUCACGGAGGCAGAGGUCAUUUCUUUGGGCUUACCUUUUGGCAAGGUCACCAAUCUUCUAAUGUUGAAAGGAAAAAAUCAGGCUUUCAUCGAAAUGAAUACGGAGGAGGCAGCCAACACCAUGGUAAACUAUUAUACCACAGUCACUCCAGUUCUUCGAAGCCAGCCCAUCUACAUUCAGUUCUCCAACCACAAGGAGCUCAAAACGGACAACUCUCCAAACCAAGCACGUGCCCAAGCAGCUCUGCAAGCAGUGAACACUGUUCAGACCGGAAACCUCGCGCUGCCGGCCUCCGCGGCAGCUGUGGAUGCAGGAAUGGCGAUGGCUGGCCAGAGCCCUGUCCUGAGGAUCAUUGUGGAGAAUCUCUUCUACCCUGUCACUCUAGAUGUUCUGCAUCAGAUUUUUUCCAAGUUUGGUACAGUCUUGAAAAUAAUUACAUUCACAAAGAACAACCAAUUUCAAGCCCUGCUACAAUAUGCUGAUCCAGUGAGUGCUCAGCAUGCCAAACUGUCUUUAGAUGGACAGAAUAUCUACAAUGCCUGCUGUACACUGCGCAUAGAUUUCUCCAAGCUCACAAGUCUCAAUGUAAAAUAUAACAAUGAUAAGAGCAGAGACUAUACACGGCCAGACCUACCUUCUGGGGACAACCAGCCCUCUCUUGAUCAGACCAUGGCAGCUGCUUUUGGUGCCCCUGGAAUAAUUUCUGCCUCUCCAUAUGCAGGAGCUGGCUUUCCUCCUACCUUUGCAAUUCCUCAGGCUGCAGGCUUGUCAGUUCCAAAUGUUCAUGGAGCACUAGCUCCUUUGGCUAUCCCAGCAGCUGCAGCGGCUGCAGCAGGACGGAUUGCCAUUCCCGGCCUCACUGGGGCAGGGAACUCCGUUCUGCUGGUUAGCAAUCUGAAUCCUGAGAGAGUUACACCCCAAUGCCUCUUUAUUCUUUUCGGAGUCUAUGGUGAUGUGCAGAGGGUGAAGAUUUUAUUUAAUAAGAAAGAGAAUGCCCUAGUUCAGAUGGCUGAUGGAAACCAGGCUCAGCUUGCCAUGAGUCAUUUAAAUGGUCAGAAGCUUCACGGGAAGCCUAUCCGUAUAACUCUGUCCAAGCACCAGACAGUACAGCUUCCCCGUGAGGGGCAGGAAGACCAGGGUCUGACCAAGGAUUAUGGAAAUUCUCCUCUCCAUCGUUUCAAGAAACCAGGCUCCAAAAAUUUCCAAAACAUCUUCCCCCCUUCUGCCACUCUUCAUCUGUCCAAUAUUCCACCUUCAAUAACUGAAGAAGACCUCAAGAUGCUAUUUUCAAGCAAUGGUGGGAUGGUCAAAGGAUUCAAAUUCUUCCAGAAGGACCGUAAAAUGGCUCUGAUCCAGAUGGGCUCUGUGGAAGAAGCAAUUCAGUCGCUCAUUGACCUUCAUAAUCACGACCUUGGGGAGAAUCAUCACCUGCGUGUGUCCUUCUCAAAGUCCACCAUUUAAAGCUUUGGAAGGCAUGAGACAAAAUGGACUUGACUUAAAACCUCUUGGGUUCAGCCUUAACCUUAGAGGGCUGAACACUAGGGUUUCAACUUCCAUCAUUCCAGAAAAAAAAAAAGCCACUUUAAAAAUGCAGCUGAAGUGACCUUAAAAGACCAGAGAUUUUAUUUUUUUAAGGAGAAAUCAGUUUACCGGUUUUUAAAAAAGAAAAUUAAAUCUAAUUCAUAUUGCUAACCUUGUGGUGAUGGGUAACAAUCUUGACUGUUCAAAUAAAAAUCACAAGUUAAAGUUUACACUUUGGAACCUGCUCUGGGAAAACUCCCCUCCCCUCCUGCUCCUCCUCCCCUCAAAAAGCAGAUCCUAACAAGUUUAUCAGGUUUCACAUUGAUGCCUUUUUUAUUUUCUUUACCCAUCCAUGCCUUGAAAGACCUAAAACCACUGUGUAAAUUCACUUUAGCGCCUUGGAGUCAGGAUUUUGCAAAAUGCAUGGUGUGUAGGAGUUCCCAACUCCCCCAGCACAAAAAUAAGUUGCAUUGAUCUUACCUAAACUGUGCAUCUGCUAUCCUGUGCCUUAAACUUCUUUUCUUUUGGGGAAAACAUCUGAACUGUAGGGAUUUGAUUGGGAGAGUUAAGGGGAAUGAAUGAGCUCUGACUUACCAGAUCUGUUUACUGCAAAAAGGACAAGUGAAGCUGGCAAGUGGAUAAAGAAAAUACUGGGCUUUGACUCUUUAGGCAGUUGUAUCCCACAGUCCAUGAAAUGUCUCGAUCUGCGUAGUAUCAUGUAUCUUCAUGCCACUUUCCAAUUCGCAUGUGGUUUAUCUCUAUCUGCAAACUUUUCAAGUGGGAGUUAUUUAAGAUCCUUUUUUUGUAACAUUCAGACUAAGCAGAAAGGUCUGGGUGGGGAAGCAUUCCCAUGACCAAAUUACAUUCCAAUGUCAAUAGCAAAUCACCAGGCUCUGCCCUUCACAAGAGCAUUGAUCAAGAUAUGAAAUUAACCACUGUUGGACACUUGUGAAGACGAAUCAUUAAGAGUUUGUCUAAAUUGUGUGUGUGUGUAUAUAUAUAUCUAAAUACUUGGCUAGGAUUUGAAAAAUUAUUGAAUGUCCCACAUUUAGAAAGGUGUUCAUGUGAGUCACCUUCGUGCCCCUGAUUUGAGAUUAACAAGACCAAUGUAGCUCUGCCAUCAUUCUUAUAGCAUGUCUUCAGCAUUUGAGCUUUUUGUUUUAAUUCUUGUAUUAUACUUUUGAUGCAGUUGCUGUCAUCUGUGCCUAGCAAUAUUUCCAGUUGACCAAAUAUUCUAAUCUCUUUAUAUGCAAAAGAAAUAGUUUAAGUACCUUUUUAUAGAACGAUAAGAUGGUAUAAACGUAAUCUAAAUUUACUCCUUUGUGGUAUUACCCUUGUAUACUGUACUUUCUUAUUUUAUUUUAUUUUUUUGUAAUUGAAACUGUAGGGCAGGAAUUUAGUUAUCAGGCUGAGGUCAUGACUGAGGAUGAGUAAUGUAAUGAAUUUGAUCAACCGUGGUAAGCGAAGCAGAUUUUUAAAGCAAAGUGUUUUGAGAUAAGAAGCACAAAUGGCUUGUGAAUUUAAGUAAAAAGACCCAGGCUAAAGUUUUUACUUUUUUUAAACUGCAAGCCCAAAUCUUUUUAAGUUACAGGAAGGGAAUUUAUUAAAAGUAGAACGCAGCAGAUCGUUUUUUCCCAGAUUAUACUUUUUUUCCUGGCUUACAAUUCUUUUUUCAGGCCAUUCUGCCUUCUAUUUUGUAUAAUCCGAUGUUGCCUUACGUUUCCCUCUAACCUGCAACCUGUUCGGAUGCAAAAUAACAAGAAUCUUGUACUUUUUUUUCAGGGUUUUUCUGCAAAUUGUGGACCAAAGUUUGUUUUUUAAUUGUCUUAGUGUUGCAAGUUACGAUUUCCUCGCUUAGUGUGGGAGCUCUUGACUUGCCUGGCACUGAGUGUUUGGAAAAGUCUUAACUUUUCUUAGUUCCUCCCUGAAGUCUCGAGGAUGUGAAUUAUGCUGGAGAAGUGUGUGAAGUCUGAGUGAGGGUUCAGCUUGGGUUGCUGGCAUGAGGGUGCUGAGACUUGUCUGCCUUCGUGUCCAGCUUGUGGCUGAAAGGAGUGUGAAACCAUCCUAAAUAAAAGCAUUGCCCCUGGUUGAGCUG
Molecule: messenger RNA, 3781 nt
Organism: Tinamus guttatus (white-throated tinamou)
Lineage: Eukaryota; Metazoa; Chordata; Aves; Tinamiformes; Tinamidae
Source: RefSeq, a predicted model, not a curated record